AAGAAAAUGUUUCCCUCGUCAGAGUGAAUUUAAAGUUUUUGCAAAAUCGAUUUCGCACCUGCAGAAACACUUGCAAAACCUUGGCACUCCUUUUACUGUGCGUUGUGUUCUGUGAUGAAAUAUCGUGCAAGAGCUGCCCAUCAUCAGAUCGCAAGUGGAUGAUGGCUGACUCGACCGGAGUCGACCCCAGCAACUAUAUCUGGUGAAAAGUCGCACAAAUAAGCCGCCAAAAUGUUGUACGUGUUUCACGUCGACACGGGCACUAUGAUGACCUUCGACAUGAAUCUAGCCCUGGAGAGUGUCGGGCAGUUGAAGGAGGUCAUCGCCCGAAUGUGCAAAAUUCCAGCUGACAAACAAGUCCUUCUUGUCAGUGGCGGCGAGAGCCUGGAGGGCAACGUCAGGGUGUGUCAAUAUUCAGCAGCAGGCACUGACACGAAUCCAAUUUUCCUGUUCAGCAAAACAACCAUCGAGAGCCAAACACCACCUUCCCCCAGUGUUAACUACGGCUCAGAUGUUGAUAUGAAUGACGAAGUGAAGUUUUCCUUGGCGAUGCCAGCCACUUACGACACAGUGGUCAAGCGUACAAAGUUGGCUCAAAGGUUUUUUGACCUUGCUGUCGACCAGACCAAAAUCUGUGAGCAACUGGUGCACGAUCAGCAUCUCCAGCAGCAAGGCUGGGCGGCAGUCGUUGCAAAUCUCGAAGACAUCACCUCUGCGUUCCGCACCAAAGCAGACAUAUUCGAGCAAAGCUUUAACCAGUACCUAGUGAACCGAGAGAGUUUCUUCAACCUUAUUAAAAACUUCAAAAGUGACCUUGACAUCCUGAGCAAAAUCCCAGUCAUACCUGCUCUUUUGCUGGGCGAUGAAAAUGAGGAGAAUUCGGACAGUGAGGGGACCUCGCUUUUGCAGUGGAUUGCCUCUAAAGAUAAUCAGUAUAACUUAGAGCGAGUUGCUGAGCAGUGCUCCUGUAGACUAGAUCAAUUUGACGUUGCUGCCUUGGACACUUUGAAAGCUGAUAUUGAAGCAGCUGUACAGGCGGCCACGAACACCGACAUGAAGGAAAUAAGGGGCCUCGAGGAACGACUUUCUGGCCUGGAAAGUUUAAUGUUUUCAAACAAAAAGUUUGUCCAGGAACAAGAAGAGCUUUCGAUUGCUUUUUUCCAAAAUCAGCAGAGAGUGAGCAAACUGGGGGAUGAAACAAUCUUGCCUGAUUUGUGCAACUCACACGGCCGCCAGCUCUGCGUGAUGCUAAAAAACCAUCAGCAUCUGAGAGACAUCAGGAGAAGGUGCUCUCGGGCAAAGGAAGAACUCUCCGUUAACCUCUAUCAACGGCUUAAGUGGGUUGUUUACAUUCAAAACAAUAUGAACGAAGUUUCACACAAGCUGCUCAUCUACCACGAAGGGCUCAAGGCCCUGAGAAUGAGGCUCGAUAUCAUCAACCAAAUUCACCUUGCUCCUGAAAUAUACAUGUCUGCGGUAGGAGAAGUUGUGAGGAGGAAAUCCUUUUCCAAGGCCUUUCUGAAGUGGGCUCAAGAUUUGUCUGCAAACCUGAAGGAAAUCCACAAGGAAGAAACAGCGAGACGAGCUGCUUUCCAGGCACAAUUCGAAAAUCACUUUCUCCGUUCUUUGUUUCCUGGCUUGGAUGAUGAACCUCCACCUUUUGCUACGGAGCCUCCAAAAAUAUUUGACAGUGCAUUACCAGAACUCACUUGGGAGGAUAUAGGCCUAUUAAAACAACAACUGCCUGAGCUGGCCUCGGCAGUUCCAGAUUACUCAGAUUCUUCUUUCCACCUUCUGUUCUCAGCAAAUCUGCUCAGGAGCAACAUAACUGAGCAGAACGCCCUAACCCCAUCACAAGACGCAGCAGAUUCCUCCAUUGGGGCACUCCUCCAACCUACCAGCUCUGCAGGUCACGAUCUCAGCCCUCAACCAAGUAUUGACGUCCCAUCCCUUCCUAAAGAAGACAGAGGCUUCGAGUCUGAAACGGACACGGAGGAGUUUGAAAAGGUUGGCCAAAGCCCUGUCGACCCAAAUCAGCCAUCGGAGAACCCACCUUGUCUCAUACAAACGUCAGACAAGUCAUCAUCUCAGCAGAGCUCAACGCCAAGUAUUCAGCAGGAUAAAGAGGAGAACCUUGGAAGUGUUAGCUCGGAAGAGGUUAACAUGAGAAGCACCCUGAAGAUCAUGGCCAACACAGCCCUGUCAGAGGCUAGAGAGCUUAAGGGGCAGUUGAACAGUCUCAAAGAUUUCCUUAGCGUCCAUUCCAAAGACAUGAGUGACAGUUUCGAGGAGUUUAAGAAAGAGUCUCUAGAAAAGCUAACCACUCAGCAACAGCAACACGAAGAGACCAUUAACACAUUGAAAAAGCACCUGCAUGAGAGGGAUCAAAAUCUGACAAUAGCAAAGGAAGAACUUGCAAGAGCCGAAACCAAAGAGGGAGUUUUGCGUGCAGAUUUACAAGCCAAGCACACACAGGCCCUUGAAUCGCUAGGCUCUAAACUGAGGUGUGAAGCCGAGCUGGAGUUGCAGCGAUAUGUGACGGAAUUGCAGGGUGAAGCUCAAACCAGGCUAGAGCAAACCUUGACAAACGCAGAGGAGGAGAAGAAAGCAGCUGUCAAGGAAGUAACUGACCGUCUAAAUAGGGAGCACCGCAUGGAGUUGGAAGGGUUGAGAUCAAGGUUUAGAAUGGUCCAUGCGUCUCAGAUGGAAAGGAGUCCUUCGGACACAAGUCUGGAAAAAAUAGAGAGAGGGGAUCUUAUCGAUGUUGCACAACACGAAGCCGCACUUGCUAAACUGCGCCAAGAAAUGGCCGACGAGCAAGAGGCCGCUGUGGCAGAAGGUGCUGUCAGGGAGAGGAAGCGUCUCGAGGCAGAACUGGACAGGGAGAGGGCCAGGCAGAUGAGGCAAGAGGCGGCCAAGCAAGUGGCCUUUAACGAAGCUUUGCGCCGAGUUGCCUCCGACAAAGACAGACAACUCGACGCGCUGCGAAAAGAGAGUGAGCAGUUGAAAAACUCUGUUCAGAAGAUGAAGGAGGACCAGGAGAAAAUGGAAAGGGAUCUGGCCGAGCACAAGGAUACCAUUCGGAGGCUGCAGCUGCAGCAGCAUCGCAGGACCAGCAGAGCUCAUAGGCAUGUUAGCUCAGACAGUAUGUCUGCCUCUGUGGCUGUUGUAACAGAGGCUGGAUUACACUCUCGUGGAGACAUUGGUCAAACCACAAGUCCAGAAUCUUCGAGGAGAAGACUUCAAGACGAUACCAGGAUAAGAGAUCGAUUGAGCCGAAGUACAAAUGCCAUGAUCCAAGAAGGACUUCUCAGAUUUGGAUCCUGCAACACUGGAGACAUUGUGCUGGUUUUGUGGGACGAAGAGCUGAAUAAUUAUGUCAUUCUGCAAGACAGCUCUACUUUGUAUUUCUUGCACUCGGACUGCAUCGAAGUGCUUAGUCUUAGUACUUCGGCACUGACUGAUGAAACCCCUCGAAAGAUGUACUGUAUUGCCCAAGUUGUGAAGAAGGAAUACUGCUUUGCUCGAAAAGCCGAGAAUAGAUUUGGUGUUCCCAAGGACACUAAAUUUUACCGAGUGACUGUGCAACCGCUGCAAAGAAGUGAGUUUUCUGGUGUGCAUCAGAGGGGCAGCAGUCCCCGACAUGGAGGUGCACCCAGCAGUAUGAGCUCGAGUCAACAGUUUAGUCGUGCUGAACUGGAAAGUUCCCGCUUCGGUCCAGGCAAUUCAAGCACACUGUGAUUUAUUGAUGCAAAGGAAAGGUAUCAUGGAAUGAAUGGAAAGAAAUUUACUGGAAGUUGUAUAGCUUCUGGUUUCCCAUAAUUUGUAAUGAAAAUUUUGAAAUAUACAAUCAACUCAAAGCUUUCACCUUCUCUAAAUUUACUAUCUGAUCUCUUAAAACACAAAUGCUUAACACUUUGUUAGAAACUUUUUUAUUCUAUCUAAUAAAAAAAAAAAAAAUUGUUUCUGCAACUUAGAUUGGUUUCAACUGAUUUAUUUGGGAAAUGAAAUACAAACAUUAUAAACUUCAAAAUUUAUUAAUAUUUUUUUUCUAGCAAUGCGUUUAAAAAAAUCACACUUAUAAAUUAAGAAAAACAGUCAGAGAGGUGGCUUAAAAUUUUUAUUUUCAUAAAAAUUAAGAGAAAUUUUCAAAAAAUUUCUUUUUUUAGUAAUUCUUCUUCUAAUUUGGAUAAAAAGUGCUAUUUCUCCCAUUUUUUUUCAUGCCAUUCUGAAUAUCAGGUGAUAAAGUUCCAGUUUUACAUUGGACUAUUGCUGUAAAUGUAAACAUGAAGAAGUUACAUUUUUUAAUUUCCGAGUGAUAUUAUUUUAUUUUACGGUGUAAAGUUUGGCAGUUGUAAAUUAUUCUAUUUUAAACCUUUUAUUUUGGUAGAGACUGUAAAUAAUUAUUGAUUCAGAAACUUUCUUCAUGCUUUUUGUGGUAAGAGUAAGACUAAGUCUAUAUUGACAUAAAUGUCUAAAAAUUUAAACCGCACUUAUUGAAAGAGAGAAAAAUUGAUUCGAUGCGGCCAAAGUUUGGUUCUUUUUGAAAAAUGAACAAUUAUGAUGCUGAAAGUGCUUUAAAUUUUCCAACACUGUAUAUUACACUUUUGCUAGAUAGAUUCAUUGUUAGUGAGAUUGAUUUUGUUUCUGUCAGUGAAAAUAAAAUAAUUUGUUUUUUUAACAUG
This is a messenger RNA of Neocloeon triangulifer, 4685 nucleotides long. RefSeq names its product RB1-inducible coiled-coil protein 1 (gene Atg17). Gene Ontology annotation, cellular component: Atg1/ULK1 kinase complex; extrinsic component of membrane; phagophore assembly site membrane. The coding region runs from base 232 to 3741 and encodes 1169 amino acids. The transcript is spliced from 20 exons. Gene Ontology annotation, biological process: positive regulation of protein phosphorylation; reticulophagy; autophagy of mitochondrion. Gene Ontology annotation, molecular function: molecular adaptor activity; protein kinase binding. The record is from RefSeq and is a predicted model, not a curated record. Lineage: Eukaryota; Metazoa; Arthropoda; Insecta; Ephemeroptera; Baetidae.